Sciurus carolinensis (gray squirrel) is the source of this 1570-nucleotide messenger RNA. Its product is annotated as transcriptional enhancer factor TEF-4-like. The record is from RefSeq and is a predicted model, not a curated record. Gene Ontology annotation, molecular function: RNA polymerase II cis-regulatory region sequence-specific DNA binding; DNA-binding transcription factor activity, RNA polymerase II-specific. NCBI's taxonomy places the organism in Eukaryota, Metazoa, Chordata, Mammalia, Rodentia, Sciuridae. Gene Ontology annotation, biological process: regulation of transcription by RNA polymerase II; embryonic organ development; hippo signaling. Gene Ontology annotation, cellular component: transcription regulator complex.
AAAACAAUUUCUGAAUAAUCAUAAGAUAAAAGGUAGAAAAGAGAGCGCCCCACCCGCCCGCGGCUCCCCAACCCCAGGCCGGGAGGCCCAGAUGGGGGAACCCCGGGCUGGGGCCCCCCUGGACGAUGGCAGCGGCUGGACAGGCAGUGAGGAAGGCAGUGAAGAGGGCACCGGCGGCAGCGAGGGGGCUGGGCGAGACGGGGGCCCAGAUGCAGAGGGUGUCUGGAGCCCAGACAUUGAGCAGAGCUUCCAGGAGGCCCUGGCCAUCUACCCGCCAUGUGGCCGCAGGAAAAUCAUUCUGUCUGAUGAAGGCAAGAUGUAUGGUCGGAAUGAACUGAUUGCCCGCUGUAUCAAACUGAGAACAGGGAAGACCCGUACUCGCAAACAGGUCUCUAGUCAUAUCCAGGUUUUGACUCGAAGGAAAUCAAGAGAAAUCCAGUCCAAACUGAAGGCCUUGAAUGUGGACCAGGUUUCUAAGGACAAAGCUUUCCAGACGAUGGCUACCAUGUCCUCUGCCCAGCUCAUCUCAGCACCUUCCCUACAGGCCAAACUGGGUCCUGCCGGUCCUCAGGCCACUGAACUUUUCCAGUUUUGGUCAGGGGGCUCUGGCCCACCCUGGAAUGUUCCAGACGUGAAGCCAUUCUCACAGACACCGUUCUCCUUGUCACUGACUCCCCCAUCUACUGACCUCCCAGGGUACGAGCCUCCCCAAGCCCUCUCAACCCUGCCCCCACCUGCCCCAUCACCCCCAGCCUGGCAGGCUCGGGCUCUGGGCACUGCCCGGUUGCAGCUGGUGGAGUUCUCAGCCUUUGUGGAACCACCUGAUGCAGUUGACUCCUACCAGAGGCACCUGUUUGUGCACAUCAGUCAGCACUGUCCCAGUCCUGGAGCACCCCCACUGAAGAGUGUGGAUGUCCGGCAGAUCUACGACAAAUUUCCUGAGAAAAAGGGUGGUCUGCGGGAGCUGUAUGAUCGAGGCCCUCCCCAUGCCUUUUUCUUGGUCAAGUUCUGGGCGGACCUGAACUGGGGCCCAAGUGGUGAGGAGGUAGGGGCUGGCAGCAGUGGCGGCAGCAGCGGUGGCUUCUAUGGAGUGAGCAGCCAGUAUGAGAGCCUGGAGCACAUGACCCUCACCUGCUCCUCCAAGGUCUGCUCCUUUGGCAAGCAGGUGGUGGAGAAGGUGGAGACGGAGCGGGCCCAGCUGGAGGACGGGCGCUUCGUGUACCGUCUGCUGCGUUCGCCCAUGUGUGAGUACCUGGUGAAUUUCUCGCACAAGCUGCGGCAGCUCCCCGAGCGAUACAUGAUGAACAGCGUCCUUAAGAACUUCACCAUCCUCCAGGUGGUGACAAACAGAGAUACCCAGGAACUGCUGCUGUGCACCGCCUACGUCUUUGAGGUCUCCACCAGUGAGCGUGGGGCCCAGCUCAUUUACCGCCUGGUCAGGGAUUGAAGAAGGAACCCACAAUUGGCUCACCCCAGAACACCCUCCUCCUAGGAAGGACCCUCCAGCUCUCUUCAUGAUUCUUAUUUGGGGAGGGGGCUGUGAUGGAAAGGGGCUGACCUCAGAGGCCUG